UUUAGUGAUACACACUACACUUUAUAUCCUAAUGUCAAGUGUGUGAAGAUCAAAACGACACCAGACACGAUCUGUUCAGUGAAACAUUUAGUCUCGACUCUGUGUGUAGAUUUUGUUCUGAUUUGUGAGACUCACAGAAACGUUAACGGUACCGAAGAACCGUGAUCUUCUCAUCAUCACGUCAUGAUGAUCUUCUCAUCAUCACGUCACCGCUCUGGACCUACAGACUCUUCUGAUUACCUCUUCAGUUAUACCUGCCCUACCCACACACACACACACACACACACACACACCCACGCACACACACGAUGGCUGCCCUGGACCUGCACUGUGGUGUUGAUCCUGGAGUGUGUGUGUGGAGCGGAGAGUGUGUAGACUCGCUCGACUCCUUCGACUCAGAGGUGCAGCUGUGGGAGGAGCAACUACAGGAAGUGCAGAGAAAGAUAGAAGAGUUAUAUAAGGUGGUAGAAGCACGCCGAGGAGCCACUGAGAUGAAUCCAAACUCCAACGCUCACCUAGACGUCACCUUACUUCCUGUCAGAAACACCAGCAGUUACAAUAACAACGGUUGCCGCGGUGGGAAUGUAAACAACGUCCCAGUGCAACACAAGACUUCUAAACCACCGAGUAAUCACACCAGUGACCCGUUAAGUUAUGGUGUUAAUUAUCACAGCAGUGGCUUUGCGGGUCCUCAGAGUUACACGGUUAAGGGUCAGGACGUGUUGGACAUCCUGGACGGAUACCUUGGGAUGGACAGCAGAGAGAAUCCACAUGGAGCUCCAAAUAUAAGCUCUGUCCAAACUCAGAGCGUUUACACUGAUCAGUGGCCUGUGACCAGCAGGACUGGCUGUGUGUCACUGGGUGAAUUUGAGGAAGUGGAGAACAGGAAGAAUAAAGUCUCGGUUUGGAACGAGCCACAAGUCCGACGUGUCAGCUGGAAAGACCAGAUCACUGAGAAAUCAGUCAGUAAACCGCCAAUCAAACAGAGAGACAGUCCCCAUGUCCCUAUUCGCCAUGUGAACUACUCUGACUCACCAAAGUGCCCCCUAGUGGACCGGAGGUGUGGCAGCCCAUCUGUCCUACGGAAAUUCGGUGCCAUGUUGCAGGAAAAUGAAGGGAAAACACUGAUUGAGGAUGGAAUUGUAACCACAUUGGUGCCCAAACUGGUGCCCAUGUCCCCGAAGCCGGGUGGAAGCCGAGGGUCCAGACACGUGACCGUCAAGGACACUGAAGCACCUGUAUCACUUCAGAACUGGGAACACAGAGGUGCAAAAGUAGGUGUGAAGACCUCUCAUUGGGGGACAGACAAUCUACAGACUGACUUCAAGAUGACAGAGAGGAUUCUGGGUAAUUGCUCCACACCAUCACCAAGGAACACACCAUCGCCACACCAGGCGAGCUGCGACUCGUCCCCCACUACGCCUCGGAGGAGUUUCUCUCGUCCGGCUCGUCCGGCCAAUCAGCGGCCUCCGACCAGGUGGGCAAGCCACGCCCCGCCGGCGACAAUAAGCCCACUUGUUAUUCCUAGAUCCCGCUCGCUCAGUCCUGCCUGUAAAUCCAAGCAUCGCUUCAAUAACUACAGUUUGUACACAGAAACUGUGAUCAUGUGAGCAGGACGGACGCAGUAAGAGUUUCACCUUUCACCUUUUUGACUGUUUUCAUCUUUUCUAUUUUUUUGUAGCUUUUCACACAAACUCAAAGGUGUAUUUUGUUGUAAAUAAAGACACAAAGAACCUGAACUGAAGAACAAAGAGCUGUGAUCUUCCCAAGAGAAUGUACUGUAACAGUGCUGAGGUAAAUACAGGAGGUUUGGAGUAGAAUACAGACUGAUGCUCUUCUGGGUCUUUAUUAUUCUGUUGUUUUCUAUCAUUUCAUAUUUGAGGUUGUUUUGUUCUUUUUCCUCUCCUCUUUUCUUCUUGUCACUCUGUUGGUGUUUGAGGGACUGUAAUGUGACUGUAAUAUACCGUAUUUUCACUGUAUUUUUACCGUAUUUUGGACAUUUUCUGUUCUAUAACCUGUACAGAUCCCCUGAAGGACAGCAUUACAAGGUGUUUUAAUAAACAAUAAUUCAGUUAUCCGGUGAAGAAUCUUCUGGCAUAACGGACGUGUUACUUUAGGGUAGAAAUGUUUAUUAUAUCUCAUGUAGCUUUUCAUGUCCUCUUGAAGUAUCUGAAUGUAAAACAUUUUACUUCACCCUGCGACUUCUUUACUGUUUCAUCCAUUUUUUUAUGUCAUUAAAGCUUUAAAUUAU
Tachysurus fulvidraco (yellow catfish) is the source of this 2251-nucleotide messenger RNA. RefSeq lists its product as uncharacterized. The transcript is spliced from 6 exons. The record is from RefSeq and is a predicted model, not a curated record. NCBI's taxonomy places the organism in Eukaryota, Metazoa, Chordata, Actinopteri, Siluriformes, Bagridae. Bases 309 to 1610 code for a protein of 433 amino acids.